Messenger RNA from Neopsephotus bourkii (Bourke's parrot), 1665 nucleotides. It is a transcript of the gene GNG12, whose product is annotated as G protein subunit gamma 12. Gene Ontology annotation, biological process: G protein-coupled receptor signaling pathway. NCBI's taxonomy places the organism in Eukaryota, Metazoa, Chordata, Aves, Psittaciformes, Psittacidae. Gene Ontology annotation, cellular component: heterotrimeric G-protein complex. Bases 246 to 467 code for a protein of 73 amino acids. The transcript is spliced from 4 exons. Gene Ontology annotation, molecular function: G-protein beta-subunit binding. The record is from RefSeq and is a predicted model, not a curated record.
UGCCCCCUCUUAGCUUUGGCUUUCAUGCACCAUAAAGUACUCAACUUCUGUUUUGCUCUGUUUCAGGAUCAUUGCAUCGAUAAAAUCAAGGCACGCCGGACAGGUUGCAAGGCUUCCUAUGUAGACUGAGGCAUUUGCUGAAGGUCACAUAACCCGAGGCCAAGCUGGAUCUUGUGACUCCCAGUCUGGUGCUUUAAUCACGGACGGCUCCUGCUUUACAUGCUAACUUCACCACUUGCCUGAAAAUGUCUGGCAAAACAGCUAGCACGACCAACAACAUCGCUCAGGCCCGAAGGACUGUCCAGCAGCUAAGAAUAGAAGCCUCCAUAGAAAGAAUAAAGGUGUCAAAAGCAUCAGCAGACCUAAUGCUCUACUGUGAAGAACACGCCAAGAAAGAUCCAUUGCUAAUGGGCAUUCCAGCUUCUGAGAACCCCUUCAAGGACAAGAAAACGUGCAUCUUGCUAUAGGAGGGUGCCAGCAGCUCUGCUCCCUCCUGGGCAAAGCCAGCCACCGGCGGGCCUAUAGGCAAAUACUCUGUAAGGUACCGGCUGCUCACUGUGUAAGAGUAGCUGUUCUUUUACCAUGUGUAUAAAUGAUUUCUUAAGCUUUCUAAAGCAUUCUGUUGCCUCUCUUUAUUAGGAAGUGAGGUUUUAAACUGAAUUAACUUCUUUCUUGGCCAAGGGAAUGGGGUGUUGGGUGCAGUGGGGUGGGCAGGGUGAGGCAGGGCUCUCAUCCUCUGCGGGAAUGGGGUUCACCUCUCCAGUUACACAAACAAAACCAAAGUUGCCUGAGCUUUGCUACCAGAGCAGAGGCAAAGGUGUGGAAACCUGAUUGAACAUGAUUGGGUCGGCACCUUUUUAAGAUGAUGUCUGUGCUGCCUGUGUUGGUAGCGUGUGUUUAAGCACAGACAUAUUUAGAAGUGCAUUAUCUAGCAAAAACUACCUUAAAAAUGAUUGUAGCAAUGAGUGGUGAGCUCCAGGGAGCCAUGCCUGCAGCCUUCCUCACGCUGGCUUCUCUUGACAGGGGUUUCUGAGUGUAAAACUUCAAGAAUGGGAGAUCUGCAGGUUUAUUUGCCUGCUUUUUAAGUUGAAAAUGCAGGAUUUUCAGCUUUGAUCCUGCUUCUCUACAUACUCUUCUGUAGUUUAAAAACCCUGUCAAGAGAAGCAGAGGCUGCAAGGUUGUGCUGCUGAGCUGGAGGCAUGGUUCUGGCUCACCACAUCCCAGUUCCAUUCUGUGCAGGGAGUCAGAACUUGACUCUUCUUUUUUAAACUCAUUUUUUAAAGGGGGUGGGGGGGAAAUGCCAAAUUCUAUCCAGAUUGUGGUUCUGCAGCUAGAAUGGGAGGGUCUUUCCAUCGAGUAAGUGAUUUUAUAUAUACACAUAAUAAAACAUUCUUUCUCUGUCUGUGUGUGUAUAUAUAUAUAUAAACUUUCAUGGUAUAUUUAUACAAACCUUGCAUCUUAACAGCAGACUUGGAAGGGAUUGAAGUUAAUGCUGCCUUCAGCUGGCUACAGAUGUCUUUCUCAGUAGCUGGUGGUUCAGAGGUUGGACGUGUGAUCAUGCCAUAACUGCCUUUCUGUAAUUACAUUUGCAGGACUUAUUAACCACUUGUAAUUUACUGUCUUACAUUGCGUAUUUGUCCUUUCUAUAUUAAAUUAUAUACACAC